GCUAUUGUGGAACUACAACUCCCGUGGUGCUUUGCGGGCCUUCAAACUGUCCAGCUUUAUGUAAAUUAAAGUUCAUGAAAAGCCUUUUGCAACCCCUGACUUAUUAGUGUUAGCGUUUUAUAACUAGGGACAGUCAUCAGCACCAAAGAAACAUAAGAAAGGUAAACGGUAAUGGACAUCAGUACUAUUUUUGAGAAAGAAAAGUAAGAAAGAAAAAUGAGCCCUGUGUUACAAAGCCCAAGCACUGGGCACUAUACAAGCCUAGCAUGGAGAAAAGAAAGCCCACCGCCAGAUCCAGUAGGUCUCUGUCCAGUCUGGAAGAAGGUUCUAUACGAACGUCAGCCUUUCCCUGACAACUAUGUUGAUGAGAGCUUCUUGGAGGAGCUGAGAAAGAACAUCUAUGUGCGCCGGUAUAGCUAUUGGGCGGUAGUCUUUGAAUCUGCUGUAGUCAUCCAGCAAUUGUGCAGUGUCUGUGUCUUCUGUGUUAUUUGGUGGUACAUGGACCAGGGCUUGCUGUCCCCUCAGAACCUUUGUGAAAUUGGACUGGGCUUCACACUUCUUGGUUAUAUGGUGUUUGAUUUGGUGGACCACGGUGUGGGGAGAAAGGACAGUGGACGGACUCGCUGGGAUGACCUCAAAAGUGCAUUGGUAUUUGUAGCUUUUACAUAUGGAUUUUCUCCAAUACUCAAGACAUUGACUGAAUCUAUCAGCACAGACACAAUUUACGCCAUGUCAGUCCUUAUGCUUCUUGGACAUCUUGUCUUCUUUGAUUAUGGGGCAAAUGCUGCUGUAGUGUCUAGUACACUUUCCAUAAACAUGGCCAUCUUUGCUUCUGUUUGCCUUGCCUCUCGCCUUCCUCGCUCUCUUCAUGCCUUUGGAAUGGUGACUUUUGCUAUUCAAAUUUUUGCACUUUGGCCAAGUCUGCAAAGGAAGCUUAGAGCUCACACUCCCCGUACAUAUACAUGUGUAACAUUUUUAUUUGCUGUGUUUGCUUUGGCCGGGCUAAUGACCAUCUCAAGUGUUGGGACUUUGCUCUUUUCUUUGCUUCUCCUCUCUGUGACAUUCCUGUGCCCAUAUUGCCUGAUCCGGCUACAACUCUUUAAAGAUAACAUCCAUGGUCCUUGGGAUGAAGCUGAAAUUAAGGAAGAUCUCUCUCGUUUCCUUGAUUAAGAAAGCACUCAAUACUCUGAAUGUGUUAUGUGUGUGUGCAUAUGUUACAGUGUCUUUAACACUCAUCCUUCAUGGUGUGUGAUGUCUUCCAUGUGUUAUUCUCUGUAAUGCAUGCUUUGACUGGCACCAUUCAUACAUGUCCCUGUUUACCGAGAGACAUGCACCAGGACAACAUCUCUUAUUUCCAACUGCUGUCACUCUAGUCAUCUCUCUUAUUUAUGAUAUUGCAGGUCAGGAGCUGAGAAGGCAGAAACCGUAGAUAAACUGAAUUAGUGAUGGCAGCUGCUGCCUGGGAGCAUAACUCCCACCAAUCCUAGGCAGACAUUUGUGUUCCUGCGCUGCCCUAAUAUACCCUAACCCUAAACCAGGGGUAGGCAACCUUCGGCACUCCAGAUGUUGUGGACUACAUCUCCCACAGUGCUCUUACGGCCAUAAUGCUGGCAAAGCAUCAUGGGAGGUUUAGUCCAAAGAUCUGCAGUGCCGAAGGUUGCCUAUCCCUGCCCUAGAACUAACCCACUGACCCUAAAUCUAUACUAAAAUGUAAUAACGAUGAAGCAUGUUUGAAUGAAAAACAAUGCCAACUUGUACUUUUAGAGACAUUCAAUUAGAUUUAUCAUAUUCCCAGAACCUUUCUAAUCCUAUAAUCUAUGCUUCAUUAUGUAUGAUAUAAAUCUUUUAAAUUAUUUAACAUAUUUAUAAAGCUUUUUUUUAAGUGAUACAACCGUAGCAAGCUUACAUUCUAAAUGGAGUUUAAUAUAAUUACACAAAAGAUUAAUAUCCAGCAUAUUCAGUUUGGAUGUACAUUGCUGAUGCCUUUACAACAUGCAUUCUUGCAGAAUGUGCAUUUUUAAAUGACACAGCAGAGUACAACACUGUUAUAGAGUUAAGGUAAACAGGUAGUAUAAGUUUGGAGUGCCAUGAGCGGGAAUGUUUAUUAUUAUUUUAUUAGUUAUAUAGCGGCAUCAGAUUCCGUAGCGCUGUACAAUAAGUGAUUAGUUAAGACUUCCCUACAGAUUUCAGUUAUGGGAUUUGGUGAACAAAUGAAACAUCUAGUAGAAAAAGAGAUAGAAAGAUGUUCCUUUCCCUAAAACAAUCACUGGAGGGAAGCAUAAUUCCUUAUCACAUGGCAGUAUGACAGUACAGUAGGAGGCAUCUUUGUUUAGCACGUUUGCUGAAUUUAAUACAUUUCAACUGUCUGAAUAUCUAUGAACUGCCUUAUGACUAUAUUGCAUAGUCAAUUCAAGGUUUGGUGAAUAACUAUGAGGGGCUUGUUCACUAAACCAAUAAUUGUAAUCUUUCUCCAUGUUCCCUUCUCUAGAGGUGUCUUUUCAUGGUAGUGUCUCCUUGCCCCCUCCUUAAGCAGAAUGCCUCCUCUAUCAUUCUCAUUGCCUUUAGCAAUAUUACUGUUUCCCCCCCCACCCCUAUCCCUGUCCUUUACAUCCUUGUCCAUUCUCUUUUAGUUUCACAUAAGGUGAAAGGGUAUGGUGACAUGAGUUUACUUAGUGAGAGGGUAUGGUGGCAUAAGGGAGCAUGGAGGAGAAGAGUUUGUCAAAGGCAUAGCAAGGUUGUGAGCUGUCUGGGGUCAAGUCUUUUAUUUGUGACCUCCAAUACACACGAAAAAUGUAGGUUUUGUUGUUACCCAAAGUCCACCCAUCUGUUUCUGACCCAACACACACUGAUAGUACCUGGAAUUGGGGAUACACAUUGACACACAAUCACAGGCUCAUUCACAGACACACACAAUCGCUCACUCACACAGAAACUAUCCUAAACAUGCAUAGAUACUGGCUCAUACACAAACAGUGAUACACCGAUACUGAACCAUACACAAACAGUGAUACACCGAUACUGAACCAUACACAAACAGUGAUACACCGAUACUGAACCAUGCACAGUGUAUGUACAAACAGAGCCUUUCAUAUACUGAAAUACACUCAAUGACAGACACACACA
Messenger RNA from Pelobates fuscus (common spadefoot toad), 3123 nucleotides. RefSeq names its product phosphatidylinositol glycan anchor biosynthesis class C (gene PIGC). NCBI's taxonomy places the organism in Eukaryota, Metazoa, Chordata, Amphibia, Anura, Pelobatidae. Gene Ontology annotation, cellular component: membrane; glycosylphosphatidylinositol-N-acetylglucosaminyltransferase (GPI-GnT) complex. The transcript has 3 exons. The coding region runs from base 217 to 1170 and encodes 317 amino acids. Gene Ontology annotation, biological process: GPI anchor biosynthetic process. The record is from RefSeq and is a predicted model, not a curated record.